AUGACAGCAAAAUUGACAACCACUCCUCCCACCACAAUAAAAAUCACUACCCCAGGAACGUGCCAAAAUGGGGGUACUUGGACUGGAAAAUACUGCAAGUGUCCCGAAGGUUACAGUGGAAGUCACUGUCAGCUUCUUGUGCCCAGUCAGUGCCAAAAUGGGGGCAACUGGAAUGGGAGCCAUUGCAUCUGUUUUGUUCCUUAUUCCGGCCCCAAAUGUGAACGGGUUGAGGAAACGGUGACAAUUGAGACGCCACCAGAGAACGUCACCGCCAAUGUGGAGGUGACCGUGAAGGUCACAAGCCAGGAGUACACAGACGAUCUUCAAAACACGUCCUCGGAGGCCUACCAGAAUUUUGCGAAAACCUUUGAAGAUUUCAUGAAAAAUAUUUACCAGCAAAUCGAAGAAUAUAAAGGUGUGGAGAUUAAAAACCUAAGUAAAGGCAGCAUCGUGGUGGAUUAUAAUAUCAUCUUGGAGACGAAAUUCACCCCCCAGUACAAGAAUAUUAUUGCGAACCUUUCCAAGGCAGUUGAGGAGACGAUCAUAAAGGUCACCCAAGAGACGAAUAGCAACUGCUCAACAAUGAAUCUGUGUGUGUCUUUCUCCCUAGCUUCGUUGUGCUUCAAUCCUGAGGCUACCAAGGUGAAGGAACUGACAUUUACUUACGAUCCUGAGAAGGAAUGCAGAGAUAAGGUCGGGAAGGAUUUAGCCUCCUUCUACUCCAUCACCUAUGUGAAUGAGCAGCCCAAGUGCCUCAGCAACUGCAGCAGGGAGUCCUCCUGGUUCGUUCAGUGCAACUGGGGACAGUGCCGGCUGGAACGAAGCGGCCCCCGCUGCUUCUGCUUAACCACGGACACCCACUGGUAUCAGGGUUCGCGCUGUGAGCACAGCGUGAAGAAGAGUGUGGUGUACGGAGGGGUGGGGGCGGCCGGAGCCGUGCUUCUGGUGGUCAUCGCUCUCUUCUCCGUCCACACGCUCAGAGUCCAGAGGACCAGACGCAGGGAGAAGGACAGAGAGGACAGGCACUGGCACGACGACAAGGAGAAAGCGCAGGGGACCUUCAACAACGAGGGCUUCGACAUGUGGGAAGCUCAAGACUUGGACGAGGACUCCCCCUACUACUUCCAGCUGGCGCUGGGAAACAUCAACCCGAAGGAGAAGAUUCACAUCCAGAGGCCUGAAGUGAUGAUGACAACACUCUGAGGGGAGAAGAAGUUUCACCAGGAUCGAAGGGCACCCGGCACCCCCUCUCCCUCUUCUCUCGCCGAGAGGACGGGUCACCUCAAUCGUCUUCAGCCCAAAAACGCCUCUGCUCCGGAUGGUGACCGGACGUCUUCUCCGCAGCCGUCCGCAACCUCUCCCCGCCGUUGUCAGCUGUCUUCUCUCCAGAGCUGGGUCUGUGAGGGGAGGGCCGGUCCCCGAGAGAGCUGAGACUGGGAGUGAAGAACGGAGGGUUGUUCAGAGGGAACGGCUGAGGGCUGGAGGAGGAGAGCACGUCAUCUCAUCGUCUCGCCCCGAUUUCCGAGCCUGGAGCCGGACGGGGCCGGACGGUCCCCCGGGAUUCUUCCACUCUCCGACUGGACCAACCCGGUCCCGGUGGUUCCGGAAUCCGAAUCCUCCCAUCGGACCGUUGUAACCUUCCCUCCGCGCCCUCCUCAUCUCCGGCCUCCGCCUCCCGGGCUCGGGGCUGGUUCCUAAAGCCGUCUUCUUCAUCCCUCUUCCCCUACGGCCCCCAGCCUCCCCCCCGAACCGGGAUUAAGACCCUCUCGUCCUCCCCCUUAGAUUCCAGGCCCUUCCUUCCUCCGUCGCUUCUCGGAAGUCUUAUUCAUCCCUUCUUCGGGCCUUCCUCGCCUUCCUUCUCCACCAUCGUCUAGGACGGGUUCCCUCUUGACAUCAACGGGGAAACCCUCCUCCCUUUCCUCUCUCCCCUCCUCUCCCCCCGCCUCCCUCCCAGCCCUCUAGGUUUCACUGAACCUGAAGUUGAGACCGGUCCCUUAGCCUCAGUGAGUAUAGAGAAUCCCUGUGACCGCUGGCCACCAUUUUGGAGCUGCCCUGCAUCCGCUGGCUGCCAUUUUGGAGUUCAUUCAAUAGUAUUUAUUUAUUGAGCGCUUACUAUGUGCAGAGC
This is a messenger RNA of Ornithorhynchus anatinus (platypus), 2125 nucleotides long. RefSeq names its product mucin-17-like. Bases 1 to 1203 code for a protein of 400 amino acids. The transcript has 11 exons. The record is from RefSeq and is a predicted model, not a curated record. NCBI's taxonomy places the organism in Eukaryota, Metazoa, Chordata, Mammalia, Monotremata, Ornithorhynchidae.